Messenger RNA from Leptomonas pyrrhocoris, 1696 nucleotides. RefSeq lists its product as hypothetical. The coding region runs from base 509 to 1696 and encodes 395 amino acids. Lineage: Eukaryota; Euglenozoa; Kinetoplastea; Trypanosomatida; Trypanosomatidae. The record is from RefSeq and is a predicted model, not a curated record. The transcript has a single exon.
AGUAAUAGCAAAGGAAGAGUAAAUACUGCAUUUAUAGCGAAUAGCGACGUAUAUGUAAAAGCAAAAGAACCGCUGUGGCUAAUCUUUCUAAUUGUGGUUUAUUUCAUUUCCCUUUGUUGGUCACCGAUUCUGUUUCUUGUUUCUUUCCAGGGCUGCUUUCUCGCCGUAUAUUACUUUUCCUACAUAUAUAUAUAUAUAUAAUUUGCGCGAGUGUCGCCUUUCUUUUCUCUUUCCUCUUCCCUCCCCCUUCCCUCUCCCUCCCCUCCCUCCUCUCCCUCCCCCUCCGCGCUCUCGCCGUGUUUUCGCGCACGCAAUUCACCUCCGGUGCAGCGAAGCUUCAACACAGCCGCAUUGCCGUCUUCCGUUGGGGGAAAGAACAUAAAUUAACGAACAGGCCGGGUUUCUUUUUCCAUUUCUUAUCUCAUUUGUCUUCGUCUUAGUAGCUUCCACGGAAGCCACUGUCAGCGCCAUGUCCGUCUACGGCAGCGGUCUCUUGUCAGAGCACACCAUGCGGAAUCCCCUACGCUUCGUGCAACACGCGCGUGCCACCGCAGAAGACGAGUACCAGCAUCAGCAGCAGCAGCACAUUGCGGAGCUGAUGCGAGUGGAGGUGGACCGUCACCAGCUGAACUUCAUCUCUGCGUCGCGUAUCCAGGCCUUUGUGAAGUCGCGGAGCUCGUUGCGCACCGUACUCGGUGUGGCGGUGCUCAGUGCGGAGGACAUCACCGCUGAGGAGCACGCCAACGUCGCGGUGUACUUCGAAGCCGUCGCCCCCGAUGGCACGGCGUGGAUGGAGGGUCUCGCCGCGCCCUCCCCUCUCUCGUCGCCUUUGUCUUCUCCUUCUUCGCAGCGUGGUGAAACCCGUCAAGGAACUGCAGCGAAGAGACCGGAUGUCGGCCACGAACCCGAUGCAUCGAAGGCAGCAGAUACGUGGUGGACGUUGCGGCCCUCAUCUGCUGCUUCUUCACGCCGGACGCGCAACACUGAAGGAGGCAGCAAGACAGAAGCGAAGACCGCCAGCGCCGCUUUUCCUACGUUUGCGAGCUACGGUGCCGCGAACGUGACGCGCCGCCGCAAGCGAACAGCACGCGUCUCGUCUCAUAAAACCCUCGCACGUCAGACCUCGGAGGACGCACUGAAUAGGCGCGUGCGACGCAACGGACGCGCCCCGUCCGCGGUGCAUCCGACAGAACAAGACGGCGACUCGCACCAGCUGCGUGCCGUCACAACACAAAAGGCUGCGCACAUCAUAAAGCAAAGCACGAAGCGCGAAGCGAGGGUGGAUGAGGCCACCAUCGUCUUCACCGAUCCCUGCGUUGCUGCUCUGCCCGGCUCUGAUCUGGCUGCGUUUACCAAAACCCUCCAGAACGUACAGAAAAAUGUCGUGGUGCGCGCUAUCUUCCCCGACUAUGGGGAUCCGCAUACGGCGCUUUCACGCAACACUGAUCCAUUCAGAGCUCGUCGCACGCCCUCAACUGGGAUGUCGGAGAUUGCGGCGCACGUGUUGUCUGCGAUCAGCGCAGCGCAGGGAGUCGCACGGCGCACGCUGGACCAGGCUGUUGUGCUCCGCACCGCUGCGGUGGACGAGCACGUCCAGCAAUGCGUGCAGGAGGCAAAGGUCUCGCAGCGUCCACGCUUCCGUCGACGCACGUCGCUUGAGGUGUACGGUCGCGGCUCCUACACGACCGCACAGUAG